Pieris rapae (cabbage white) is the source of this 3712-nucleotide messenger RNA. Its product is annotated as chondroadherin. The transcript has 2 exons. Gene Ontology annotation, cellular component: extracellular matrix. Bases 81 to 1820 code for a protein of 579 amino acids. The record is from RefSeq and is a predicted model, not a curated record. NCBI's taxonomy places the organism in Eukaryota, Metazoa, Arthropoda, Insecta, Lepidoptera, Pieridae. Gene Ontology annotation, molecular function: protein binding.
CGAGUGUUCCGGACGUGGCCAGUGAGCCUUGGGCCAUGUUUACGGGCAAAGUUUUCGCGCUCUGAAGAUACCCCGGCGCGAUGUUCGCAGACCUUUCCUUCCAAAGGAGGAUCUUGUUGCUGCUAGCAUUAUUCAUAAGUUCAUUGAAGUCCUCGAGUGCCGCCGGGACUAGUUGCCCGGCGGAAUGUUUGUGCCAGACGGCCGUCGGGCGCGAGGGAGCAAGCGAGCUGCUCGUCGUAUGUACGCGGGGUGACCAGUACACGAUUCCUGUCGAUCAGCUAGACAGGACUGCAAACAUCAUCGUCAUCGCUCCCCCGCCUACCCGUCCCAAUUACCUCACUAUUGGACCCAUCUUCACGCAGCCCACCCCUUUCGCUAACCUUCGAGAACUACACAUUGUCAAUUCCAACGUACCUUCCAUAGGCCAGUACUCUUUUUGGGGUCUUCAAAACUUAAGAAUACUAAACCUGACGCACAAUAACCUUACAAGCAUUGGCGCUGAUAAUUUCCGGGGACUCAUAAAUUUAUCGGAUUUAUUCCUGGAUCAUAACAAUAUCGAACAGAUGCCGAGUGAAACAUUCCGACACCUCACAGCUCUCAGGACAUUGACCUUGUCGCAAAAUCAAAUAUCGGCAUUAGUGCCUCGGCUCUUUCGUAUGCUGGCGAAAUUAAUUUAUUUAGAUCUCAGUGACAAUCCUCUAGUCGAUUUGAACCCUGAAGUUUUCAAAGACAUUCAACAUCUAAGGUUUUUCAUAUGCAGGCGAUGUUUACUGCGUAGAGUGAAUACGCAAAUAUACCAUCUCGUCCCACAUCUCGAGGAGUUGGACUUGGGAGAGAAUCAAUUCAAAUAUUUGACAUCAGAUGAAUUUAUCAGUCUCAAGAAGUUGAGGAAGUUGAAAUUGGAUGGAAAUCAAUUGUCAGUGAUCGUCGACAACAUGUUUGGUAGGAACAGAGAGUUACGAGUUCUAACCCUGGCACGAAACCGUCUCGCCCUCUUGGCGCCAGCGGCCCUAGACAACCUCACCAACCUGAUGCACCUGGACAUAAGCCACAAUAAAAUAGAUAGGUUCCACCUACAAACAUUCGCUCCGGCUGUCGAUUCCCUGAAAACAAUAAAUGUUAGCGGUAACAAUUUACCACUCAAUGAAAUAGCACUUGUUCUCCAAAUACUUCCUGAAAUUCAAGGCGUUGGCCUCGCUAAUUUGUCCUUGCAAGAAAUUCCACCAAAUUUUUUCAUCUAUAACGAACACUUGGUAUCACUCGACAUAUCCUGGAAUAAAUUAACAAAGUUUCCUUAUAAACUCCUGACUAAGACAAAAUUCUUGCAAACAUUAGAUAUGUCUCGUAACAGAUUACAUACAUUAAACGAAGAGGAUCUUCAGAGACUCGAGGCGAUAGCACACAUUGACUUAUCAAAAAACCAUUGGCGUUGUGAUCACUGCUCGGUUGGGACGAUGUUGGCUUACAUGACCACUACUGUGUUAAAUUCCAGCAUACGACAUCUUACGUGCUAUUCUCCUCUGAGACUUCAUGGUAUAACAUUUGGUGAAUUGGAUUUUGAUAAGCUAGAGCCUUGUAUGGGAACCCAUGAAGCCCAGAUGAGCGUAAUAGCGGGGCUGAUGCUACUUUGCGUGGCUGUGUUCGCAGCAAUAGCAGCUGCCCUGUGCUGCACGCGCCGACGAACAGCUCACUAUUACACUAAUGAGGAAAAGCGUAGAGAGCAUGCUCACGAACACCCGGAAGAACUGCUCGGACACACCGACUUGGGCAGUGUCGCGACUAUCCAUGCUCCCUACCACCUCGUGACGAAGGGAAGUUAACAGCGUGCCCCCACACCGACAGUCCAGAGACGUGCCCUUCGCGUCUCAUUUCAAUCCCCUCCAGCUUGUUCUAGGCCACACGAAUCCGCUCCACUUCGCUACCUCCCAUCGCAUUUACAACAUAUUUCAAGGGAAAUUAUAUGAUACGAUGAAGAUGACUUGGUGUAAAUCCAUGGACAAUUUUAUCUUGUUUAAUUGUGGUUUUAGCCGAUAAGAUCACGUUUCACUUUUACAGUUUCAAUUUCCAAACCUAUUUUAUAUUUUUUCCCAAUCUUUUAUAUUAAGCGAAAAGAACUUGACCAAGCAAAUUUAUGCAUUCUAUUUUCUCAACACAGAAAUCUGAGGCUCAGACCUUUAACGGUUGAAUUUUUUUUUUGUCUCAAAGAUAAUAACCGUUUUACGGAUUUAAUUUUUCAAAGUUAUAUGUAAUUUGGAAAAAAAUUGUUUUCUGAUGAUAGGGAGUCCGGCACCAGCACCACCACACGUUGUCCCUAUAUCGGUAGCUAGCCAUCAAAUUUUAAUACGAAAAAAAUAUUUUUCUACGACUAGAAUUUUUCUGUACUAUUCACUAGACUUAAAAUAGAAAUAAUGUUUAACUCUAACAAACACGAAUUUCGGUAGUUUUCUAAAAAAUUAGAUUUAUUCGGUAGAUUCUCUAACUUCUUACGCUGUGUGCUUCAGAAUGAUGUCGAAACUGGCUAACUACCUGAUAAUAAGUUCACUAAGACGUUGUCUGCUUUCAUUUAAACGUAGUUUUAUUGUUAUAUAAAGUGUUUUGAUAGAAAGAAAGGGAAAUCUGAUAAUUGUAUGCACCGUUUCUGCUCCAUUCUACCUACAACUUUAAAAUGCCUAGUCUCUGUACCAUAGAAUGAAAUAACCACAAUUAAUUCGUGAAGCAUUCAAAACUAUUUGUAGCGAAAAAUAAUUAUAUGUUACAAUCCCGUUAUCAGAUUGUGUUUUCUCCGUCCAUAAUGUUCAUUUGUGUACAUCUAAGGUGUUUAGUAUCUUAUUCAAAGAUUGAUUAAUUGCAGUAACACAUUGGAAAUUAGAAAUAUUUGAUGUACUCAACUGAAUAAAAAGUUUGCUUUGUGUCAGGGUCGUGUUUGUUGCCUCGCGACGCAUAUUCAGUCGGUAUAUAUUCUAUUAAAAAUGAAACAUUUGCCAUUUUACUAUUAGUUGUACCAUAUCAUUAGCGCCGUAAGCAUUUUAUCACUAUCCAAAAACAAUUAAACUACAGUAAUAUUGUAUAUACCGUAAUCUAUUCAUAAUGUAAGUUGUGUAUAUUUCAGAGAAAUGCCUAAAUUUGCUCACUCAACAUGUAAUAAUUAUAGUUAUAUAAUGUAAUUAAUCACAUAGUUAUAGAACCAUUAAUUUGUCCUAGAAGACAAAGUCUUUUAGAUCCACUAUGUGGAUGGAUGUGGAUACACAUGUCAACAAAAUUUAAAAAUUUUAAAAGUAAAUAUAAUAAUUAGUAGUAUAUAGUUUAUAUUGGAUAUAUUUAGAACUGUGAUGAGGGUCGUGCCAAUAUUUUCUUAUAUAUAGCUAUUUGGCUUCGAAAUUGUUUUGCAGAUUCUAUAAUAUCGCUUGCCCCGGGGAACAAAGUCGUAAAAUACUUUUUGGCUUCCUUGAGUGAUGUAACUGUUAUUUUUUCAAAAAACAUUUUAUUAUAAAAAUUACAUGAGAAUGGAUACUACGGAUUGCUGCAUUAUUAAUUUAAUGCGACAGUUUAAAAAUAUAUAAAGAGUGGUUUCACCAACUUUCGCGAGUGGUAAAACUUUAUUAAGUUCUAGAUAUUCGUCAAAAUGUGUAGUUUCUCUGUCGACGGUAAUUAAACGAUCGUAAAACGCAGUUCUUCAGUUUAAUUGCAUUAAUUACUUCAAUAUAUAUUUACU